Messenger RNA from Ruditapes philippinarum (Manila clam), 3140 nucleotides. Its product is annotated as T-cell-specific guanine nucleotide triphosphate-binding protein 2-like. The record is from RefSeq and is a predicted model, not a curated record. Gene Ontology annotation, cellular component: membrane. The transcript is spliced from 2 exons. Gene Ontology annotation, molecular function: GTPase activity; GTP binding. Lineage: Eukaryota; Metazoa; Mollusca; Bivalvia; Venerida; Veneridae. Bases 88 to 1410 code for a protein of 440 amino acids.
AUAAAUACUUAACAUUACACAACGCGGAGGUAAACUUGUAAGACUAUUUGAAAAACGAGGUCUUGUUUGGUUUUAAAGUAAACUAGGAUGGCUUGUGCGAGUAUAAAUGAAUAUGAUAGUGGAUCUGAUGAAAUAUCAGAUACGGUUACAGUAGAAUUAAUAAAGUCGAGGGCAGAAAAGGGAGACAUAAAUGACGAAUGUUCCUCUUUAAGAGCGUCAUUGGAAGAAUCAUUUCAGAGACAUGGCGUUAAAGGAAUAUCAGAUUCGAUCAGAGACAAAAUGCACAGCUGGAAAAACGAAACACUAAACAUUGCUGUAACAGGUCGAUCAGGCGUUGGCAAGUCAACUUUUAUCAAUGCUAUUAGGAAUGAUAUGAACGAAUUACAGCCGGGUUACGCACCGGUUGGCCAUAAAGAAUGCACCAAAACGAGAAAGCCUUAUACGCACCCUAAUAACGAGCUUCUGACAUUUUGGGAUCUUCCUGGAGUUGGAACAGACACAUUUCCAAGGCAGACAUAUCUCAAGCAUACGGAAAUAAAUUUCCAAAUGUACGACAUGUUUAUUAUAAUGGCAUGUGACAGAUUUACUCAGGAUGAGUCUUGGUUGGCUGAAGAGAUAAAAAAGACUGGACGACCAUAUCUAUUUGUACGUUCAAAGGUUGAUGCACAAAUUGACAGUGAUGCCAUCCAGAAAAGAAAAGCUAGCAAAGAACCUUAUCCAUCAGCCGUAAUAAAGGAAAUCCGUGAGGACUGCGAGCAACACCUUCCAAAAGAAAAAGACAUUUAUUUGAUUAACAGCAAUGACAUUCAUUAUACAAACCUGGAUUUCCCCGACCUGAUCCUUCGUUUGGUUGAUGGCUUUUCCGGACUUAAGAGUGAGGCUAUCUUAUAUUCGAUUGAUUUUCUUACACCAGAUAUACUACAGCGAAAAAUCAAUUCGCUUCGUAAAAGAAUAUGGGGAAUGGGCGCAUUAUCAAGUAUUACAGGUGCAGUUCCUUUUCCAGGAACAUCCCUUGUUGCAGAUGCUUUGCUUAUAGUAAAUGAGACACGUCUAUACCGUAAACAACUGGGGCUUUCGGAUAAUGAUAUGGAAGCACUUUCCGAUAUGAUGAAUUUGCCUAUUGAUAGAUUGGCAGCCGAAUACUCAUUAGAAUCACUUGCCCUUUCUUUCACCAUAAAGGGGCUGAUGGCAUCGAGCGUUUUAAUUUGUUCUGAAGUUAUAGAAUCGGCAGUUGGUUUGGCAGUUCCGGUAAUUGGAAUGCCUGUCGGUGCGGUUCUAUCAUUUAUAACGACAGUGAAAUUACUCCGCUCUAUUCUUGCGAUUUUAGAGAAAGAUGCACGUAUCGUAUUGAACCUCGUUUUGUCAAAAACAAAGAGCAGCAUUAUGAAAACAGGCGUUGCUAUAAAUUAAAUCGGGCAUUUGUGACUAAUAUUUCUCGAUUUUAUGUUUACAAAUUAGACUAAAACAAAAAUUAAAAUAUCUAAUUGUCAUUCAUACAGAAAUUUUGAUGGAUUUCAUUUUAUGAAAGCUAACUAGUUAGUCAAAUAAUUAACGCGAUAAUUAUAUGGAAAACUGUUAGCAGAAAUAUGCCAACAUAGGUUUUGAUAAUACCUUAUUUCAACGGAAAAUUGGACAUAAAUGGCAUCCUAUUUACCUGUAUCGGUAUUAAAUGUAAUGAAUACGGAAUGUGUACUGUGGGUUCCGACGAUGAUUAUAUGGGUAUUCAUUGGGUACCCUGGUGGACUGUUUGUAUUUCUAUGAAAGAGACUUAAUGUUAAGCAUCUCUCUAGAUGUUUUUAUAGUAUUUCAUAACACUUCCCGAUACCUUCAUGGUAUUUUAAAUUUAGAUUAUUCUUAUUUUGAUCAAAUGAUGCCAACUAUCUAUUUUAAAGAACUUAGACUGAAUAAACGGAAUUCUUAAAAUGUCAUCACAUCAUGUUUGAAUCUUCGAUAACAAUACUAUUUACUCAAAAAUCAAUGAUUAGAUGUUUUAUCAAUUGUUCAAAUAGGAUAAUCCCAUUUUCUUACAAAUACAAAUACUGUAUUUCGCUUUAAGGCCUCCGGCCCAUGCAAAAACAUAUAUACAAAAAACAAUUUACCCAAAAUUUAUAGCAUGUGCACAAUGUUUAAACAUAUACUAUAUAUAUAUUAUUUAACUGAAAAUGACUGUAAAGCAUAAACAAUUUUCUGGGAGUUUCUUAAUUAUCAUUGUGUAUCAACGACAUACUAGUUGUUUAACUUCGUUUUUCAAAAGGGUAAUACAAAAAUGUUGCUAUACCCUUUAUAAGAUCAUCAUUUUCUGUAGACAUUGAUAUAUUAACUUUGUUUCGGGUUGGUACAUUUAGGUACUCAAUGGGUAGAUAUACACGUAUAGUUUUCUUAGUUCUGAAUAAAAAUCACAACAUAGAAAAAAAUGAAAGUCAUCUUCUAUUACAUUCUUAGAACAUUUUGUGCACAAUCUGUUUUCCCUCGAUAUUUUUUAAUGUCGACCAACCUCAAUUUCAAGAUCACGUGACCCUACUCUAAAAUUAGAGUAUAUACAUCUAAAUGUUCUGAUGUCUAAAACAUCUAAAUCUAAAUUUUCCUAAAAAAUACCAUAAAAUUACAAUUUUACAUUAGAAGUUACAGAUGAAUAACACUCUUGUUGGUAUUUAUCUUUUAACCUAUUUACAAAUUGCUAUAAAGUAUUUUUCUGAUGUAACUGAUUGACUUUCCCAGACAUAUCCAAAACCAUGACUUUGUAAAAUUUCUUUUAAAGAUGUAACCCAAUUGUCAUGUCCCUGUAUAUCAUCAUUAAACAUCAUUUAAUAACACUUUUUAACUAAUCUAUCGUUUGGCAUUUAAAUAAUUUUAAACCAAUAGUUAAUACACCUCUUAAUGGAUACUAUGUACAUGGGAUACAUCCCGCAGUCGCCUAAUAUGGCUAGAUUGGAUGCAUUUUGUUUGCAAGCAUAAUAUUGUACCCGUUCUAGCUCUUCAAAUUUACCAAUGCCCAAAAUUUCAGCCCCAUUAGUAACUGAGGACAUAUUUUAGUAUCAAACAGUUUAAAAAUUCUUUCUUAUUUAAUUGGCCACAAUCAAACAAGGAUUUUAAGAUUGAUAUAAAAACCCUCUUACCCUUUAUACAUAACUCAUGUACCA